This is a messenger RNA of Kalmanozyma brasiliensis GHG001, 2421 nucleotides long. RefSeq lists its product as uncharacterized. Lineage: Eukaryota; Fungi; Basidiomycota; Ustilaginomycetes; Ustilaginales. The coding region runs from base 1 to 2421 and encodes 806 amino acids. The transcript has a single exon. The record is from RefSeq and is a predicted model, not a curated record.
AUGACGGACGAAAGCCAACGGAUGCUUGGAAUAGCAUCAAGGCUGGCCGACAGGCAUGUCGAGGCUGCGCUGGUGCCGCUACCGGACAGCCCGAAUGUGUCGGUAUUCGGUCCGACCGAAACAAGCACGGAGGUGACUCCGAGUCUCGCUGUGGCCAACGAGCAUGCUCUGUCACCAGUGAUCCUCACAGAACGAGAUCAUAUGACGGAGUCGUUGGCAGAGCCGAAAGCGGUACUCAGCUCGAUGCUGCAAUCGCCAGAGCGCAAACAGCCGAGCAGCACAAAGCCAAUGUCGCCAGAAAAAGCAGCGCUGGCAGCCAUGUUUGACUCGAUCAAGAUGCCACCUCCUCCCGCAUCACCCUCGAAGUCGCCACGCAAGGCUUCAGGCAGCAGCAUCCUCUCAUCGCCGUCGAAACAAGUCGCUAAAGAUGCAGCACCCGUAGCAGCGUCGCUCUUCCGCUACAGGAGCUCGCCCACCACUUCCCCUUCGAGAAUUGCAUCCACUGACUCGGCUGUAUCGCGACACUUCAGCCGUGACUCGCCCGUACGUCGACCCGUCGUCAUCAGCUCUUCCUCUUCGCCUGGUAAGGGUGCGAGCGAUGGCAAAAAUGCUUCGACCCCGCUCUCGCCCGCUUCGGCCACGGCAUCGGCAGGCAGCCGAGCACCUCGCAUGCGACCUUCCAUGUUCGCGUCGUCCAGCAGCCCCAGCGCAAAGCUCUCAGACCUGACCCUCAACCUGGACACCACUGGCACCCAAGAGCUCAUCUUCAAGGAAGAUGCAAGCUUCCUCGCCGCAGUCGCUGACGUGACUGUGGACGACAGCUUCGACGUCUCCCGUGCGAAAGCCCGCAUCGCCAGCUCCACAACAAGGAAAGGCUCGCCAGCCAAGUUCGGCCGUGCCAAGCCACGAUGCAGCGUGGUACCUGAAGAUGAUGUCGCCGAGAUCAAGCCGAGGUCUCCGCGCAAGAGGGGCGAUGCUCUGGGUGUUGGCAGGGUGGUGAAGAACGCUGCAGGUGACGACACGAUCGAGCUAAAUCUGACGGGCAGCUUUAUGGGAAAUGCGAGCAUGAUCGGUGGGAAUCUCAUGGAUGAAAGUGCGGAAGCUUCGUUGUUGCUCGGCAAUUCCUUCUCACUCUCACAAUCUCACCUGCUGAAGAGGGACCUCGCUACGAAGCAAACCACCAACAAGAAGGAAAGAGGCAUUGACGGCGAGGAAGACGACGACGAGGAGGGUGAAGAUUACGAGCGAGAUACACAGAACAUGCAAAAGUGGGCCGCGGAAGCUGCUAGGAAGGCGCAGCUAGGGAGGAAAGCUGUUGACAAGACCACCAGCAGAAGCACAUUUGCGACCAGAUCUGGAUCGCCGACUGUCACUCGGCCAUCCAUCGGCUCAGCAACAGUCACAAAGCCUGUCUCCCGUAUCGCUCCACGUCAUUCGCUGGUGACGCCCACCGCCACAUCGAGACUGCUCAAGCCGCGAGCCUCGGGCAUCUCCACUGUCAAGGCGGAGCCUGCAAUGUCUCGUUCCGGCAGUGCGUCCAGCGGGUUGUCUUCCAGCUCGACUACCGCAGUCACUUCCUCGACAAUUCAUCUCGACAGCACCGACACGGCCGAAGCCAAAACACCCAUGCGGAGUCGACGCAAGAGCACGUUCACCACCUCGCGACCUCCCGUCUCCGGGCCCGCGCGCCGCCGGGAAUCCCUGGCUGCAUCUGCCAUCAUACAAUCUCACCCUAUCCCGCCGCUCCCUUCUCUCGGCUCAACCAGUCCGGGUCGGGCCAGGGCCGCAUCCACAUCCACGACGACAGGUUCGUCGCCGAGUAUGAAGACGCCCUCUGCGGCGACAAGGACGAUCGCCAAACCGCGCACUUCGCUGACCGGUCGAACGGUGAUUCCCACUCCUCGGUCGUCUGCUCCCGUUCCCUCUGCUGGUGCUGUGGGGGCCUCUCGCGUGGGCAGUGUCGCUCGACCUCGCACCUCGCUCACGGGAGCUACGCCCACCGCGCGCACCGCAACCGUGCGAUCAGCCUCCCUCGUCACGCCCACUGCUCGCACUGCCGCCGCACGCACCGUCGAACCAGUGCAAGGCAUGCGAAGGAGCACCUCCCAACCGCACAUCGAGGAGGGGAAAACGCCGGUAGCGCGCACAAGGAUGUUAGUGCCGCGUGCCAGUCUCAGCACGGCCAGUCGACUGUCGAUCGGUGGGCUGCCGAGGACGGCCGUUGCUCCCCGCACGUCGGCGUUCUCAGAAAGGGCUGGAAACAAUGCGUCGGUUCAAGCGAGCAUGGAAGGUGGGUCGAAGAUCGGUACUGUGGGCACUAGGAGGCCUUCCAUCACAGGCGGAUUCGGGUUCAAGCCUCGCACGUCGGCUGUGUUUGUUGGACGAUCUUCCCUGCUCGACAGCGAGGACAAGGAGAACUGA